This is a messenger RNA of Dreissena polymorpha, 912 nucleotides long. Its product is annotated as repetitive organellar protein-like. Lineage: Eukaryota; Metazoa; Mollusca; Bivalvia; Myida; Dreissenidae. The record is from RefSeq and is a predicted model, not a curated record. The transcript is spliced from 5 exons. The coding region runs from base 1 to 912 and encodes 303 amino acids.
AUGGUGAAAAAAGUUCUUCUUGUCUUCAUCUUCAUCAUCUUCUUCUUCCGUUACAACAAUCCUUCAAUAGUUACUGCUAAGUCUGGAUCAGCAUCACCAGCGGUGAACAGGAACAAGGAGAUUAUCAAGAGGAGUGAGUCGGUCAACGGGAACAAGGAGAUUAUCAAGAGGAGUGAGUCGGUCAACAGGAACAAGGAGAUUAUCAAGAGGAGUGAGAACAAGGAGAUUAUCAAGAGGAGUGAGUCGGUCAAUGGGAACAAGGAGAUUAUCAAGAGGAGUGAGUCGGUCAACAGGAACAAGGAGAUUAUCAAGAGGAGUGAGUCGGUCAACAGGAACAAGGAGAUUAUCAAGAGGAGUGAGAACAAGGAGAUUAUCAAGAGGAGUGAGUCGGUCAACAGGAACAAGGAGAUUAUCAAGAGGAGUGAGUCGGUCAACGGGAACAAGGAGAUUAUCAAGAGGAGUGAGUCGGUCAACGGGAACAAGGAGAUUAUCAAGAGGAGUGAGAACAAGGAGAUUAUCAAGAGGAGUGAGUCGGUCAACAGGAACAAGGAGAUUAUCAAGAGGAGUGAGUCGGUCAACAGGAACAAGGAGAUUAUCAAGAGGAGUGAGUCGGUCAACAGGAACAAGGAGAUUAUCAAGAGGAGUGAGUCGGUCAACGGGAACAAGGAGAUUAUCAAGAGGAGUGAGUCGGUCAACAGGAACAAGGAGAUUAUCAAGAGGAGUGAGUCGGUCAACAGGAACAAGGAGAUUAUCAAGAGGAGUGAGUCGGUCAACAGGAACAAGGAGAUUAUCAAGAGGAGUGAGUCGGUCAACGGGAACAAGGAGAUUAUCAAGAGGAGUGAGUCGGUCAACGGGAACAAGGAGAUUAUCAAGAGGAGUGAGUCGGUCAACAGGAACAAGGAGAUUAUCUAG